This is a messenger RNA of Caenorhabditis auriculariae, 19068 nucleotides long. The record is from the annotation of a GenBank genome assembly. Lineage: Eukaryota; Metazoa; Nematoda; Chromadorea; Rhabditida; Rhabditidae.
AUGCCGACCAGAUUCAUCGUCAACCCCAGCAAAUUACGAUUUGGGUGAGUCCAAUGUGUUUGAAGCUACAAACUGUCCUUUUGGAUUACCUUAUCGGAUUAAUCGCUCAAUGUUUAUUUCGCCGUGCCCAUUGAAAAUUGUGAAAUUUUCAAAAUACACUAGAAAAUUGACGGUGAACACUAUAAAAAAUUUAUAUCAUAAUUUUUUUCUCACCAAAGCUCAAACUAAUGAUGUUUCAAAACAGUGAAAUUAUUGAAAGGGUACUGAGGGAACUCAUAUUAAUUUUUAUUUAAUGAAAAAAACGUUUCGAUUUGAACAGAAAAUUCAGUGUCCAUUUAAUUUAUAUGAGAUUUGAAAUGCUGUCACCACUUUUACCUUCGAAACAUUUUCAGUGCUCUCGGUUGAAUCUAUUCUGGAAUAUUCUCAUUGACUUCGCUUAGAUCAACAACUUCUGUAAAAAGAUUUUAUCAGCGUCUUCUCUCAAUGUCUUCAAUUUGAAAGCAGUUCGACGUGCCUAGGCAGUAUUAGAACAGCGAAUCAAUGAGACGGAGCAAUUCUUUCCAAAUUUCCACGUCGUAAAUUCGGGUGAACCGUUCUCAUAACAUAAAAAACAUUGCAGCGCAUCGCUAAAAGCAGCAUGUGAACUGGCGCCCCCGACGAUUCCGGAGGAGGUGAGCCGAAAUCUUUGAGAAAACAGUUGGGGGUCUGUUUCCAGGACGAGUCCCUCAGAAAGCCUUCCGAAGCCACUUUUCGCAUCCUCGAAAUCGUUUCCAAAGAUUGCGAUGAUUCUGAUGAAGAGAACAUUACUUCAACCGUUUCGACUCCCGUCAACUCUUGCACUCCUAUCGGUUUGUUUUUUUCCAUAGUUCAGCGUCACUCGUUUUGAUAGUACCGGCAGCACAGUUAAAGUUUGCCAGGAUUGACAAACAUGCAGAAAUACCGAAAAAAGGUACUUUGAUUUCCGAUGCAGUCGCAAGUUUUUUACAAGUUGCCGAAACCUCAAUUUUUCUCUUUCUCAGAUUUUUAAUCUUGUAGAUGAAUCACUACAGGGUGAAGGACAACCCAUGUGUUUUUAUAUAAUUUCAGUAACUAUUAAGAAAAAAAAACGACAAAAAAUCAGCAAACUCCAAAAAAACAUGCAAGUCCUUUUCAUUGCCAAGAACAUGAACAAGAGUUUUUCACUUCAAUUUUCAGAUUAAAAACGCUUUCGUUUUAAUUGUGACUCUAUUUUUCAGAAAAAAAUCUUUAUUUUCCUUGUAUUCAAACUCGAAGGGAAUAAACAUUGGUUUUUUUACAUCAUUCAAUGUGAAAAAGCUUAGGUAAAGUUUACAUCAACAUAAAUUCACAUGUCAAACGGGAAACCGUUUUACGGCAAAGUUCUACAAAUCCUUCUAAAAAAAUAUUGUAAAACAUAAUUUAAAACCCAAUCAGUCUUUUUAUGAUGAAAAGCAGAGCUUUCGAGCAAAUUCGGAGUCAUGAUAUUUCCAGUAUAAUGUGAAAGUACUUUUAUUUCCAUUGGAAUACUAUGCGAGGCAGCUAAUUUUCCGACUUUUUCAAAUUGACAACUAAGACGCCUGAACUUUGCUAAGUAUUCUAGACGUAAUCGAAAUUUGAAAGAAUAUGUAGGGGAGUAUUAAGAAAUUUCAAUGCUGAUCUCUCAUAUCCACUGAGGAAAUGUUGUGUGUUCAAUCGAAAAGGAAAAAAACUUUAGGAGCCUAGUUCUGAAGAGAGCGCUUAGAAAAUUAUCUGCAGAGAGCCAGGAAAAAAUCUUCAAAAAAUCUUCAAAAAAACCGGAAACACUUUUUUUUCAAUUUCUGGAUGAAACUCCGAGUCUGGUUAUGAAUAAAAAAACUUUUUCCACCAAAAAAAUUCUUGAAAACAGUAUUUCUGUUUUGGAUUUUUUUAAAGAAUUUAUUUUGUUUGCUUAUGGCUUUUUUUGAAAAAAAUUUAAUUAGUAUUUUAAUGACUACAUAGCGCUAAACUUUUGUCUUGAACUACAAAUAAAACGGACACUGAAGUAAGAGACACAAAUCAGCUAAAAUUCCUUCAAGACUUCACAAACUAGAAAUUGAUCAACAGACUGGAAAAUUUUACAAUCCCUCAAACUGAAAAAAGAAACAGAAAAAAGGGUUUACGCUGAGAAGCUCGCUACUUUCAACGGAAAGGCUCACAAUUCGGGAAAAGAUCACAAGAGUCCCCAUCAUUUUUCGAGGUGUUCUUUAGUUUUUGCCCAAAUCCUCACGUUUAUUUGCACCCACGUAACGCUAAAUAAUCUGGUUAUUUUUGUCUGAAAACCUCAAAAACUUGAAAUGAUGUCAUCACAGUGGUGUUAGUGGAGAAUGGGGAUUUUCGACAAUGCUGAGUAUCGAGUCUUUGAAUGUUUUGUUGACCUACUCUCACGUGUCUCGUCUUGCAUGUAUUAUGAUCCAUCUUGGCUUCAAUCCAGCUUUUUUUCAAACCGAAUGAUUUUACUUCUUAUAUCAAGUCAAAUUAUUGUAAAUUUCUUCGUAUUGGGAUAAAAAUUAAGAGUGAAGGAGUUUUUGUAGCAAGCUUCAUUAUUUUUUCAUCUUAAGUUAGAUGUCCAUAAAAACAAGGAGUUUUCAUGAAUCUUUUGCGGUUAAUGGGUUCGUCAAAAAAGAAAAAAGAAAGUGAAAUAUUCGCCAGAAAUUUUGGAAAGUGAAUGGGAAUUAAGUAUAUUAUACAUUAAUUAGAUAAAAAAACUGAGAAAAAUGAAGCUCAUUGGUAUGCUAUUUUCAUCGUUUACCUUGAAUCAACAGGUGACCAACAAAAAUCAAAACAGCAGCUGUCGAUUUUUUUCUCGCUUAUCAAUCUCAACUCUUGUCGCUGAUUCAAAAAAACGAGCUUCGAACUGAGCUUUGCUCUAUUUUUUUUCAAAGCUGAUAGAAAAGUAAUGAAACUAUGGAGAUAACUAAAAAUCUCCAAGGUAAAGUUACUAUGCCAAAAUAAUUUUCUUGCUAAAUUAACUCAACCCUAAACAUUACUUUGGAAAAAAAAAGUUGCAGUUUUAUCUUACUUUACUGUUUUUCAUUGACCAAUGUUAUGAAUGAAUUAGAAACCAGUUUAUUGAUUAAUUUCUUUUGCCGCCGUCCAUCGAAAUUUUAUCGGCAGACGAGGUUGAAACCACGAAAACAAGUCUUUCAACGACCAUGAUUUUUCAUCCAUUCUGCCAUGCAGCUGUGUAUUGAAAGAUCCUAUAGCCAGUUUUAAUUUUUACCUCAAACUUGGAAAAUUUGCAUCUUAAUGGGCUUGUGGUGAAAAAGUUUUCAUUAAUAGAACAAAUGAGAAACUGAACUUUUUUUUUUCAAAUUACGAGUUUUGCUUUUGCUUAAAAAUUGAUUUUUUUUCAGCAAGCCAUUUACUACCAAUUUGAGCGGACAAAAGUAAUAGUCGACCUUUUCUAGUUCUCUAUCGCCUCUGAUUUUUUGAAAAUUGGAAAAUCUCUUUUGAUUUCUGGCUUCAUUUUUUACCACUCCAGAUUGAUCUCAAUUUUCAAAUAGAAAUAUUUUUCAUCAGAAAAAACCAUUCUUUAGGCUGUUCUUUUAUCCAGUUUCAAUAUUGGAAAUUUUGGAGAAAAAAAUUACAUAAAAAAUGGGAAAAAAACAUUUUAUCUGGAGUCUCUUGUUCUCUUUCUCAUCUUUGCUAUUUUUUGCGCUUUUUUCUUCGGAUGUCACGUUGAAGUACUCAUGUCAAGCAAACUCUUUUCCCAGAGUCAAGCGACCGCCGGGCGAGAAUUUACUUUCUUCGUGUUGGUUUUCGCCUGGCGGCCAUCUGGAUCCCAGUGUAAGUUAAUGGAGUAACUUGCGGCUGCAGCUCAAAACAAAUCACGAGUCCGUUCCGUAUCGCUUGCAAUUUGACUUUGAGCUUUUUCUUAUCGGCUCUCUUAUCUGCCUAGCCGAGAGGAAAAUGUGUUUGUUUCCAGGGGCGCCAUGUUUUCGCCUUCAUUUGCUAUUCACUGAUUGCUUGUUCUUGUUACAGCCGACUCGAGAUUCACCAAAUCGUUCGACCUCCGUCACAUGCGUCGCAACACCGCGCCGACGCCGGCGCCAACAGUGGCGCCAAAGCCAAGUCCUGCCGCCGCUACUCCAGCUCCUUCGCGUUUCAAGGUUUUUUCUUCUUUUCUUUAUCAAAGUACACGGUAGAAUGCUGUAAAACAAUUUGAAAAGUAUGCCGUUGAUUGCAGGAUAUUUUAUAUGAUUUCUUGGAAAAGCGUAACCUUGACAUAAAACCCUAACAAAAGCUUCGGCCUUCUGAUAGAACAUUUAAAGCACGAAAAUAGAAGAAAAAUUCAUUUUUUGAAAGUUUGAAAAUAGAGCGUGUAGCGCAAAGAACUUACGUGCGAUAUUUUUUCCUUUUGGUAGAAGUAAAUUCUCAGUCACCUCUGGUUUUCAAACCAGCAGUAAAUAGUUUUCAACUCAACCAAAAAAUCUACAGCGCUAUGAAAAGACCUAAGCCUCGGUUCAACCGUGAAAUAGUUUUAAAAAUAUUGAAAAAAAUUUCCACUUUAGUGCCGCAAAAAAACAGUAUAAAAAAACCUCUGAAGCUUGGAAAACGUUUUAACCUUUUUUUGCAUUUUCUGCUGAUGAAGUGACGAAAAAUCGUCGAGUAUUUCUCGAGUCAAUAUAAAGUAUGACAAUUUUAUGUGUUAAUGAGCUUUUGCUCAAUGCGUCAAUUCAUCAUUCAAUUGAAAACUUGCUAGGUUCCUUCGCAAAAAAAAAAUGAAAAAUGUUAAGUUGAGUUAAAAAUCUUACGACCUUUGAACUUAUCUUGUUUUCAAUAAAGUGAAGUGCCAGCUGCACUGAACGAACCGCUCAAAAGAUAAGAAACCCAUAAAUUUGCCUGUUCUUUCUUUGCGUGAUAAAAGACAUAAAAAGACCGAAGAUUUUCCCAAAAAACGCAAAGAUCAAAGAAACAGAAAAGAACUUUCUCAUGAAAAAACUUCAUUUGAAAAACACCUGUACCGCUUUUCCAUGUGUACCUAGACAGUAGUGCGUCAUGAACAAACAUUUAAAGGUGGGUUUCGUUUGAAAGUAAACUGCCUACCCACUCAUUAGAAAGUUGGGAGAUGAAUAAAAAUAUUGCGAUGAUUCAUUGUUGGAAUGUUUACAUUUUUUCAUGGAUUGUUUCCGGCAAAGACAAAAACUUUGGAAAAAAAAAAGAAAUAUACAAGAAAGCGUAGAAAUUUUUGUCAUUGAUUUAAUAUGUCUUUCAUCUAUUAUUGCAGAUAGUUCCCGUUGAAAGUCGGUACAAACGAAGCCGUUGGCAAUGCCACGACUACUACGACCGCGACUUGAGAGAGCCUUUUCUCACUAGAGUUUCCAAGAAAUCAAGCCAUCAACCUCCUCCAGAAAAAACUAGUCAGUCCUUAGCUUAUCAAGCAAUGAUAAAUGCUUCUCCAACCUGCAGCUGUGACGACGACGGUGACCCGAGGAACCAGGUCCUUGUCAGAUUCGCAUUCGUCGUCUUCCAACGGUCCGAUGAGGCUUUUCCCACUUUGUUCAACUAAACCUCCGCCUCCGCCAUCUCCACUUACCAAAGUACAUGUUUUUCCUUAUUUAAUCAAGACGUCAAACUUUUCGUUGACCCACAAGAAAAAGUUAACUAAACGCGUCAUCUUUUGCUGUAAAGGUUGCAUGAUUUGUUACGCUGUUUGAACGUGUUCGCGAGACCCUGAAAAAUCAAAAGUACAUUAACUGGUAUUCAAACUGAAAUGAGAUGUAACGUAAAAAAUCCUCAUGAAAUCAUUGUAUUUUUAUUCGGUCUCAAAUAGCAGUUUGUUUGUGAUUCUCCUUAAUUUUGCUCGGCUGUGGACAGAACCCGAAAGUCAAUUUAAAAAAAGCUUUUUCUUUGAAGUUUUUUUGUUUGUAAGAUUUUUCAGAAUAUCAUGAAAAAAAGAAGUAGGGAAAUUUUAUAGUAAACGAAAACUUGAGAAAUUGAAAAAGCAAAUAUUCAAUUAAUUUCCACAAUUUAUCUUGAGCCACUUUUUCAAAGCUAUGGAACAAAAAAAUCGCUUUGAGCUGUGCGUAAAAACAACGCCAUUAAUUAUCGAGCAUAACAACAUCAGCUGUACGUACAUGUGACAAUAGAGCCAACUCACAAAAACAACGGGACAACAAACUCGGCGAUUACAGGUUGAUCCGACUGUUCGGCCUUCUCCGAAGCCUCCGACGGCCCCCAAAACUUUACCUCCAACGCCGAAGGCUGCUCCUGUAGCGCAGAAGACCGAGUCUGAAGGGUCAACGUCGAAAGAAAUACUGGCUGGUCUCGAAAAGUCACUGACGCACACUUCGGAGACGACCAGGAGAACUAAAAGGUUCCACUUUCAAAGAUACCCGCUCCUUUUUUCUUUCUGAAGAUCUUGACUCCUGCGCUGGGGGUGUUCCCUGCCCUCGGUCUAAGUUGGCAACGGCCAAUUUCUUGUUUGUAAAUGGUCGUCGCAUACCAUUCCUUCUUCUCACGUGGCUCCCCCAUCAGACGCUCAUAAAAGCCGAGUGACUCGCUCACACUCACUGGCCGCUGCGCUCCCGCCGCACACCCGUUUUUUUUAGCCUUAUAUAGUUACGCGACAGUCGGCUGACCUGUACUUUGCUCCGAAAAUGUGGUCAUGCAACGUUAUCGAGUGUCGACAUCUGCCUAGUUAUUCUCCCAGAACUGGAGUUCUGACUCGAGGUUGUUACAGCGUCACGAGCAACCCGCCUUGCCAUGCUUCUUCGGUGGCCAUCGACUCCAAGAUCGAGCAGGCAAUGGUUAGUUUCGCAUUUUUUCUUCCAGUUAUUUUUUCUUGUUUUUUUAUGUUUAAAAACAGAUUGACUUUCUUUUUAUCUCAAGUUUCAUGGAGUUUCGCGAUGGAAAAAUAGCGCCAAUUUUUUUUUUGGUUCGUGACAAAAUUUUUUUCGAGCUUUAAAAUAAUAAUAAAAGCUACAGUUUUAGGAAAAAUAUAAAAAGAAUUUUUUUCAUGAAAAAUAAGUUUAGUUGAAAAAAAUUAUUCGAAUAAAGCUACUAUUGUAUAAACUCUGAAAAAAAUUAUGUAACUUUUUUUGAAACAUGUAUUUUUUUAACUAUAACUCGAAAAAAACUCAAGAUUGAAUACAAAACCUAUCAUUUUCUCCACAAAAAAUUGUGUGUCAAACUUCAGAACUUCCAAACAAACUUUGCUUUCUCCAUUGUUAAAUUAUUGUGCAAACAAGUUUCAUUUCAAGACACGACUGUUUGAGUAAAAAAAUUGAACCAAGAAAUCACAAAAGUUAAAGAGCCGUCACUUUCUUUUUGGCUUCGACUUAGAAAUUGAAAUGAACACGCGGUUUCCAGGAUCUGGUGAAGACUCACUUGAUGUUUGCUGUUCGCGAGGAGGUCGAAUUUUUACGGUGUAAAAUUCAUGAUCUGGAGAGUCAUGUGAGUUUUUUGUUGCUUUGAUUUGAUUUUUUGUGUUCUCUUUGUUUGCUAAUGUCCUCAGCUGACGGAAUUAUUUGCAGGUUCACAAGUUGGAGAUCGAAAACGCGUAUUUGAAGAAAAAUAUCCCGGACGAUGUGCUCAAAAACAUUCCAACAAAUUAUCGACGAUGAAAUCCUUGACGAAUUUCAAAAAACUUGGGUCUUCUACGGUUCUGAGCGGUUUUGCCAAACAUUUUCGCCUUUGUUCCUGUUCGCCUUCCUAGUUUUUCCAAGUUUUUCUUAGAGAAAAAAAUAAUAAUAUUAUUUCGAGAAACAAUAAAAAAAGAUAUCUAAUUGAAAAAAAGGUUAUUAUUCAUCACCAUUUCCCGUUAUUUAUUAACUGAAAAAAACUGCAUUUGUACUUACCUGUCAUUCUUUACUGCAUUUGUUGUAAAAAAGGAUAAAAUUGUACUUGUCAGUGUACUUCCCUUUCAGUUAUGACGUCAUUCCCGAUUCUAAUUUACGUGUUUAGUUUUUCUGGUGUUUAGAGUUUUUCCGGUGAAUAUUCCUAUUGUAUGGCCAUUUGUACAUAAAAGCAUCUGCAAUGAAGAAUUUUUGAAAGAUCGGGAAGCAAAGUAAUUUCCGGCCAACAACCUGAAGCGCUCCUGACGGAAAUGAGUUUCGAGAAAGAAUAAAAGGGCUGUGAAAUCCAGGAUCGGCGGUAUUUUUCGGUCCUCGCCGAUGUGGCGGCUCGCGGUGUUUUUGCUUCUGCUUUUUCAUUCCAAACGGGUCAACGCCGCUCACGUGCAGUACUACGGUCGGUUCUCCUGCAACGUCGACCCCGACGAGUUCUCUUGUCCGCUUGACACCUACGCUUCACUCGCUUUCUACUUUGGUUCGUGGGAAACAAUUUCAAUAAAAAUUUGAAAAGAAUAAUUAUAAUAAUGGCUGUCUUCUCUUUAUUUGUUCACGAUUUAUCAAUAUAGCCGUUUUAUCACACACCCACAAGUCACGAACACUGAUAAGCUCAAGUUUUAUGAAAAAAAAAACUCAAUACUCUAACGGAACAAACUAGUCUGUACUCGUACUUUAUAACCAUGAAACAUUCGAGAAGGGUUCAAAUUCAAAUCGGUUCCAUGGCCGACUUGUAAUUUGUUCGUUUCAAAAACUCAAUUCCCGUCUUAGGCCUUAUCGAUGGCGGAGGAUUGACAACCAAUGGAACUUUUCUCAAUUCCAACACUCGCGUACAGUUUUAUGAUCCGACGAUUGGCGAACAGCCGAUAGAUCCUGAUACAAAGCCUCAAGGACGCUACACCGAGUUGGGCUUUUCCUUGAAAUCAAUGAAUCAAUAAAAACUUAAGAAAAGCUCUUGAUUAUAUUCUCAACGAAAAUGGAAGUGAUACGCUUCUGGCUUUGGUCGGCUAUGAAACGGACUGCAUGCAACUUUCGGCUCUUGCCCAUGCCUACAAUAGGGCGAGCUUGAUGGGAGUGAGUUUUAAGCGUUUCAAAAUGAAAAGUCUCCUGAUUCCUACAAUAACUUCCUUUUAUUGUUUACACAACAUUUUGACCGCAAAUAGAAGAAAACUUUCCACUGUAACACCUGAAGAAACGUGUUUUCUCACUUCGUCAUUCCUGACUCUAUUUUUAUCUCGCGCGUGAUGAACUUGACGUAUAUCGUACAGAAAUGUUCGGACCAAGUUGGAGAGGCCAACAACGCCGACGACGCCUUCGUCCAAUUCUCCAGCACACAGGGGUACAACUAUGAAAUUUGGGAAGAAAAAACUGCUAUUUUAUUUCAGAGCCAAGUAUCGAGCACUGGCCAAAUUUUUCAAAAGCGUUGGUUGGACAAACGUGGCCGUGAUCAACUUCGAAGACGAUUCUCCAGAUGAAAAAACCUAUCAUUCGCAGCUUCUUGACGCACUUUCAGACAACUCUAUCACCGUAAUAUAAAAUGAUUGAACUGAUAAGGAUAGAGAUUCCAGACGAGUUACGUGAAAAAAGGCGGUUUCUCACCAUUCAUCGGAAUGUAUACUGGUGCUGAGAGAAUCACCGACGCUAUACUCCAGUCGCACCUAAAAACGAGAAGUCUUGUAGAGACUACUCUUCUUAUCAAUUAAAAACUUUUUCCAGUUUAUAUUGUAAUUUCGGACAACGGACGAGAUUCCCUCAUUUUUAUGGACUGCAUGGCUACCUUAGGGCUUCUCGAAACGGGAGACUACUUUGUCAUUGUUAUGGGAACAGUUCGAUUCGACGAAGAAUUUUUCUUGUUCGGCUUUGGCAGCAGGCGAGGUUAGUUCAUUUAUCCCAAAUAUUCAGUGAUGUUGGCUUCAGAAACUUUGUCAUACGAUGCUGUGGACCGCACAAUCCCGACGAAUCUAAUCCGCCAAUACUACCGCUCUUUUUUCUACUUCUCAGACGUCGCCAAUCUCGAAAGAUAUUUGCUUAAUCUUUUGAGUGAAAAUCCAGAAUUUUACAGCGUACAAUGAGAAAUGGAUCAAGUUCCAAGCCAGAAUCAACCAAGACGCCGGAAUUCCCCAUUGUCCUCCGCUUUGUGACCGUAAAACUGAUUUGAUAAAAGAUGAUGAUCCGGUAGGCUACUCCGUAUUCAAAUUUCCUUGAAUGAGAAUAUUUCCAGUUCAACCCUUUCAAGUACAACGGAAUGAGUUGGGCGGCUGUUCCAAACGCCUACGACCUCGGCAAACUUCUGUCGGAAACAGUUUCCGUUCAUGGAGCCCAAAUCUUGGAAAACGCCAGCUUGCUGACGAAAACGAUGCGGAAUCGUUCCGUUGAAAGUAAAAUUUGCUCGAGUAAAACAAAGUUCAGAAUACGGUUUUAAAGUGUAAAACUUUUUGUGAAAAAAAUUAGCCACUUUCCGAAAAAAAUUAGUUGUUCAAUUCGAAGUUUGCGGAAAUCUUUUUAAUUCUUUUCAAAAAUAUCUUUCAAGAUGUUUUUUUGAAAUUCUGUUAUUAUCUAAGUCUAUGAGAACCACAUGUGGAGUUUUAUUUUAUGAAUGGUCGUUGAAUACGUCUUUCUUCUCAGGAAAAAAAUAUGAAAUUUUCAAAAAAAGUCAUUUUUCAUUAUUAUGAUUAGUUUGUUUAUGUGGUGUCAUGAUGAAAUUUUGUUAUUUCUGAUCGAUUAAAUUUUUCAGCUCUUCUUGGCUACGUCUCCAAAUUCGAUCAACAUGGAAUCGCCCAACGCGAAUAUUUGCUCUGGUCUGGAGCUCAACCUCUUGCCGGCCUUCCCAUCUACGGUUGGGGCAAGAUCGCAGCAAGAGUAACUCCUGACGGAACUGGAGGCUUUGUUAGUUCCGCAUUUUCCCUCAGAACCACCUUGUCAUCGAUCUCGUUGUGAUAAACUGAAAUAACCGUAUCAGGGAGUCACUUGGGCCAAUCUCACGGAAAUCGGUCUGAUCCGUGGCGAACUGCCGACGUCGUCACCCAAGUGCGGCUUCAACAUGGAAUUGUGUCAAAAAAGUUAUAGUAAGUGUUGCUCCGUUGCCUUUUGUAAAAGUGUCUAUCGUAACGAGCAACCAUUGACCAGGUGGUCUAACAGAAAUCGAAAUAGCAAUCAUUGCGGCGGCGAUCGUGGCAGCGCUCCUGGUUCUCGGCUUCAUCAUCUACAUCCUACGGUAGACUCAGAACUCAAAAUAGAAAUAAUGAGGUGCAGAUGGAUCGCCUACGAACGGAAAUUGGAUUCUUCGUACUUUUUGGUGAAUCGCAAGAACGUCAUGCUGUACGACAUCAGCAAAUUCACAUCGAGUCGCAACGGAAGCAUGAUGCAAAGUGCUCAUAGCGUCCGGGUAAUUAAUGAUUACCUGAAAGCAAUUGUACUAGAACUGUAAUAUUGCUCACAAAAAAAUAAUUUUUUUCAAUAUAAUAGAUAUAUAAAUCCAAAAAAAUAUUUGUUUAGUCAAUGUACGGCCAAGAAAAACACUGCUGGAGGUCCUUCAAUGCAGUUUUACGAACAAGGAAUGAAAGCUGCCUACCGCCGUCGACGGCAAAAACCUCAGAUGGUCAUUUUCCUAUCACAGUUUAAAAAAAAACUUUUCAAAUAAAAAUCACAGGUCAGUCUACCGUCCAAUAAAGAUGACUGGAAAGACAUCUACGACUGGCAUUUGGCCAAGUUCGAAUCUGCACUUGUCACUGUUCGCAAAAUUGAGAAGCCGCAACUAAAACUCACUCGAGAGAUGAAGCUAGAGCUCGAUUUGGUUCCUUGAACAUUUCGUCAUAAAAUUUGACAAAUUUGUUCCAGCUAAUGACCGAGUCGCAUGUCAACCUCAACAAGUUCUACGGGCUUAUCAAUGAAAGCGACUUGAUUUUCACAAUCCAUGAGUAUGGUCCCAGAAAAAGUUUGAGUGUCAGUUUGAAAAAAGACUUCAAGAUGACUUUACAAAUGAUUUUUGUUAAGGAUUUGUUGCGUAACGAAGAUCUGCGUCUUGAUAAAAUUUUCAAAGUUUCAUUUGUUGAGGACGUUUCGAAGGUUUUUACGAAAAAAAUAGCGUUGAGUCUAAUUUUUCCAGGGAAUUCACUAUUUGCACGAAAAAUCAAGGAUCGGAUAUCAUGGAAACUUGAAAAGUACGAAUUGCGUGGUUGACGCCUACUGGAGGAUAAAGCUGAGCAACUUUGGCAUGGAAAAAAUUCGAUCAGACGAACCGUCCCCCAAACCGGAUGGUUUCCUGAAAUUUGUGUCAUUUUUAGGAUCAGAGUUUUAGACAUGUUGUGGUGCUCUCCUGAACUGAUCCGCAGGUUCUGUGUCAAGCACGAUCUUUCGAAAGAAGAACUUCGAAGAUGCGAUGUCUAUUCUUUGGCCAUCGUCCUCUACGAGAUUUACGGCCGGCAAGGGCCCUUUGGAGACGACAUGCUUGAUUCUUCUGGUCUUUUGCAAUCGUCCUUAAGAAUCAAAAGUCCAUAAUUUUAGAGAUCAUCGAGCAGAUAAAAUAUCCAGAAGGUGGUGCAAUCACACGGCCAGACAUUCAUCUUAUAACAAAAUCACCUGCCGUGAUCAUUUCCACUGUCGAAAAGUGAUUGACUGACACUUUCAGCCAUAUCUCUUCUUUUCAGGUGUUGGAAUGAGAACCCAAUGGAACGACCCAGCAUCAAAAAAGUGAGAGAAUGGCUCAAGCCUCUUUCUAAAGGAAUGUAUGCGAAUUGUAUUUUAUUAUUCAGAAGUGGUAUAAUUUUUUUCUAGGAAAGGCAACAUUGCUGAUAACAUCAUGGAGCUGCUGGAUCGUUAUCGUUUCAAUCUGGAAGACGUCAUUCGAGAGAGAACGGAACAACUCGAAGACGAAAAAAGAAGAAAUGAAAAUCUUUUGUUGCAACUUCUCCCGAGGUCGUGAACUUUAAACAUUACCGGUACUAAAACAAUCCAGAUCGGUGGCUUUGAAUCUGAAAAACGGAAAACCUGUGGACGCUGAGUAUUAUGAAGCUGUUUCCAUCUACUUCUCAGAUAUUGUUGGCUUCACAUCUUUAAGUUCUAAAAGUACACCGAUGCAAGUGAGUCAUCAGAUUCUUUGAUUAAAAAAAUGUUCCCAUCAACACAAGCUCAUAACUGAAAACUUCAGAUUGUUGGAAUGUUAAACGAGAUUUACACUAGCUUCGAUACUGUCAUUGACCAGUUUGACUGCUACAAGGUAAAAUUUGUAAAAUUUCCUAUUUAUUUCAAGAAUUUUGAAGAUUGAAACCAUUGGAGAUGCUUAUGUUUUUGUCUCGGGGCUACCAGAAAGAAACGGGGUUUUCCACGCUGGUGAAGUUGCGGGGGCCAGUAUUGAGCUACUUGAGUUCAUCAAAGUGAGACUUCUUUUUUUUCCAAUUUUGAAGAUAAAAUUGUGGGGUUUCAUCGUGAGACAUUGUCCGGAAGAACGACUCAAACUUAGAAUCGGCAUUCAUACCGGCCCAGUAGUCACCGGUGUCGUUGGAAUCCGAAUGCCGAGAUAUUGUCUAUUCGGAGACAGUGUCAUGAUGGCCAACAACAUGGAGAGCAGCGGAGAGGGUUAUGGGCACAUCAGUUUUUGAAAAAAACAAGCUUAAAAAUUUAGCAAUGAAAAUACAAGUAUCCCACGAAGCUCGGGAGCUUCUCGUUCAAUGCGAAGGCUAUGAACUUGAGAUGCGAGGACAAAUCACUUUGAAGGUUCUGUUUUCUUGAUUGCGAUAAAAUACGUUCUAUCGAUGUCAAUUUCAUUUAUUAUCCAUAGAGCACAUGGAAGAAAUGAAAACAAUAUGAAAUCGUAUUUUUUUCAUUUUUUACUCUCUGUCAUUGAUAGUUUAUAAUUCAAUUUCAUGCUUUUUUCUUCGAAAUCGACAUUUUAGAUCAAAUAAAAUCAACUUUUCAGAACAAAUAUGAGACGACGGCGUACUGGCUCCUUGCCUAUUCGCGGGAAAAGAGAAUGGAUCGCCUGGCCAGGAAUCAGCACCAGUAUCCGCAACUCGAGCGAAUUGUGAGCCGAGCCGCAAAAACUCGACGUUAAAUUGAUAGUUUCUUGUCAGUAAAUCCUGCAACUGUUGCUUACUCUACAUAACCGAUUGAUUGAUCUUGGCAACACACAAACAAUCUUUCUGUUGGUUGCAGCUCGGUUCACGGAAACGUUUGGAAAGACCAGAAAAACAACAAAUGUUUCAGUAUUACUGAGAGAACAAGUUGAAAACAGCUCGAAACUGUGAAAUUCUCUGUGGCAAGAUGAAUUCGACGGAAAGAUCAUGAAAUACAAUCCAUUGCUAAUUUUUUUCUCUGAAAAUAUUUUUUUAAGUUAAAAAGAAAGUUUACUAUUGUGCAAAGAAAUCUUGACCGUUUUCACUUUCAUUAUUUCUUAGCCAAAAUUAAUAAGACCAAAACUUUUUUUUAUUAGCGUUUUCUGAUAUUCAUAGAGACGAAACAUUAGUUGCGCGCCGUAGCGCAACUGGUUGGGUGCCUGUCUACGGUCCAGAGGGUCACAAGUUUGACUUCCGCCUCGAUCCAACCAAGGGGCUCAAGAAAUGUUGGUAGUGGCUUCAAAAUCCCCAGCUGUCACACACCACGACGGAUAUGUCACUGGAGCCUGUCCAUUGAUAUCAGAAUAGGACCACGGCUAGUCGGCGCUCAAGCGGUAAAAAGGCGUAAGAAGAAGAAGAAGAAGAGAGAAAAAAUAUUCAGAGCUGAAAAUUAAAGUUUGAGUUUCUACUAAAAAAAACCCCCCAUUUUCUACUUUUACAUUUAAAAGAGAAAGAAAUACGAAAAACUUCUAAAGUAAAAAAAUAUUUCCAAUUUUUACCAGUGUCCAAGUCCUCAACCUAUCAAUGAAUGCAAAAUAGUGCAAAAAGAAACGAGCGAAAAAAAAAACAGACGAAGGUUGACGCGACGCUUCGGUUUUCAGGUAUCUGGUUGCAUAUCUUGAAACGUCGUCUUUUUCCCACGACUCAUCCAUCAAAAUCUCAUAAACAGACAAAUUUUUCGGUCUCGAACCAUAGAAUGGGUUGAAACGAGAGGAUGUGGAAGACGAAAAGCAAAGGAAACGCCGGCAGCUGUCUUCCUCGUCAUUCGACCAUGCAAUCGCUCCGCCAUCAACUCGCCAUUUUCAGGGCCAGGUUUUCUUCCUUGUUCUCAACCUUUUUAUAAGAUCAUUUCAAGUCCGUUGAGGUCCUGCGAAAACAGAAAAGAUGAGAAGUCAUCUUCACCAGACCGCAAGUGAGUUUUGCGAGCUUUGACCCCAAAAAAACAGCAUUUUCUCAAGAGUUUCAGACAACGAAGUCCUGUCAAGACGAGCACCCAAAGACUUUUCGUCAAGAGAAAAAAUGGAUCCGCUGAAUGCUUGGCCGAAACCAGAAUUGAGAAAAAGUCAAGGUACUUUUUUGAGUCGAGUUGGUGCUUUUUCUAAUUGUUGUUUUCAGUUGUCGCGAAAAGACACAGAAAAGUAUUAUCGUAGCUUCCCCGAAAUUCCAUUCACCUGAACGCGUUCAGAAAACUUUCAAAGAACCUCCUCAAAAGGUUUUUGAGUGCAUUUAAUUUAUAUUCGGAAACAUUUUGAGAUCAAAACUAUUCGUACCAGCUGGAACUAUUCUCCGGCCAAAGUUCACCAUCCCACAAGCGAACCUGGACCUUCUACAACUUUUUUCAAAGAAGGCUCUCGUUUAAAUCAAGAACCAUUUUUGGAUAUUCUGAACUUUGUGCCAGCCGAUGACGUCAUAGAAAAAAUGUUUGAGCCGCUCAGAGCGUCCCUGGCGACUUCGAUGGAUCAGCUGCUAGACUCUUCGCCAGGUUAUUUCUAUAUCUUAUUAUUUUCAUCCUGAUUUUUUUUCUAAUACAUUGACUGAUUUAGAAAAACCAAAAAAUUUGAAUCACACACCCUCCGUUAGGCUGCAACAAUGGAAGUCCCAACUUCGUGACGGGGUCAAAACAAGAGAUCAUAGUGCUCCUCCUGUACAGAGGUGAGACUCUUAAUUGUGAAUCAUUUUUUUGGAAUCGUUGUUUUUCAGACUAACUAUGAAACCUAGAAAUUCGCAAAGCACGCAGACAAACCUCGGCGUCCCGAAUAGCAGUCCGAGAUUUUUGCAUACUACUCAGUCAGCCCAAAAUGCAAUGUGAGUUUUCCAAGUUUUUUUUUUGCCGUUUUCAGAUAUUUCCGAAUUUUAUCAAAGAACGUGUAGUAAAAAAAAAUAGACAACACUAAUUCAUUUCAAUAUUGUUCUACUGAAGAAGGCUUUUCCGCUUAUUCUAAAAAUGUUCAAAGCUUUUCAAAAUGCACUAUCGUAAAUUCUUGGAGCGAAGCCCAAUUUCAAAAUGCAGCCAUGUUUGAGCGGAUUUGACGGACUGCGAUUAACUGACGGUUCGGGUUGGGUUGACCUUCAUCAAAUACACGCAAUAUCAUCGUUCCUGCGGUUGUAUAGUUUACGGCGGUUCUCAAAACUUUUUCUACUUUUCCAUAUAUCAUUUUUUUUGAACAAAUAAUUGUGUUCAUUUUUCAUACAAUUUUGAGAUGUUUGAGGUUUAGAGAAGGAACGGCAAUGGAGCAUCGGACGCUGAGAGACAUUUCGACGAAGGCCCGAUCCGGAACUUGGCAGCCGGUUAUUUGUAAAUUUUAUUUCGUUAUUUUUAUGUCGUUGAAGUGAAAAUGAUUGGCGUGUCAAAAAUGACUGCGUCAGAAAAAUUGAAUGAGUCUGGAAGGAAAUUUUUAACCCACUCUACAAUAGUAUUAUAACUUGCAAGAUUAUCAAAUGAUUCAUGAUUUUGAAAAUUUUUUUCAAAUCUUUCGAUGAUUAUUUUUUUCCGAAAGAUAAUAAAAUGUGAGAUACAAGCCAUUCUUGACCUUUUUGAAUAAUUCAUGUAUCGCGUGAAACAUUGUCAUUUGAAAAGCUAAAAAGGCCUCGAAAGAUUUUUAAUAACCCGUCUUUUUUGACUUACAUGUGUCGAAUUUUUUAUUCGUAGAUUCCAUCCUUGAUUUCAACUUUUUCCAUCAUGGACAUUGGUCACUUCAAAAUCAUCAGAAGGUCCAAAUACCUAUUGUUCUUCAAACAAUUGUUCCCAAAACCAAGGCCGGCGAUUCCAAAUUUUCACAUUGCCACAUGUCUCUAAUUACCUUUGCCGCUUUACGACGCGACUUCCGUUCCCAUCUCGCACUUUUUUGCAGCCAACGACGCUUUGAUGGGUCAAAAAACGCCUGUGGAAUUCUUGUCAUCUCCGAAAAUGUACCAACACGUGAGUGUUCUACAAAUUAGAUCAGAGUUCGAAAAAGGAACAAAUUGAAGCCUUCAGGAAUCAAAUGUGAUUCGACCUGUCGCUUACCGACCCCGCGUACCUGUCCCAAGCCAUUGUGAAGGCAACCGUCUCUCCUUGCGUCGGUUUGUUUUAAGGUUAAUUCGCGAGGUCAAGCAGUACUUUCAGACCUGACCCGGUUUAUGCCAAUGCCAAUGACACAAUUGCAAAUCUUUCGGAUAUUCUUUCCACUUAUCAAAGUAAGUAGAUCUAACAAGGAGAGUCUUUGUAUAAUAACAUUCUAAUUUUUAUAGAACAUUUCAAAAAAACUGAGUGAAAUGGUUUGAUUGUUUCUUUUGCACAACGGCAACGAACAGCGGAAAGAAUUUUUAAGUAGGAAAAAAAUAUGACUUUAUGUAUAGCUUCCGUUUGCAUCUUUUUAUCUUAAAGACUCAUUUUUUUAAACCUCACAAAAACGUCAGAAAAAAAGAUUAACGCAUUCCGGAAAUUUGAAUAUCUUUUCUAGCCAUUUUUAAAAUUCUCUCUGAAAAAAAAAGUCUUUGAAAGCAGAUUUAGUUCCUCUGUGUACUUGAGCAAACAACUCUGAAUUGUUCUUUCAGUAGUGGAAAAGGACCCUGAAAUGAACUUCUCAAUGCGGUCCAACCACAGCACAGCUUCCAACGGUCCAGCGGAUCAAGUCGAAAACGGCUUCUAAUGCGAUUAAUGAUUUUUUGACAUCUCAGGCAGCGGCGCACAAAUCGUUAUUGACAACGAUGUCGUCCUCCUCUUCGGGGAUCCAUGUCACUCCGUCGCCGAGCGAUUCAGGAAUCAUCGAGUAUGAGGUACGCCUUUUUUAUCAGCCGCUGAUGACCAAGAAAACUACUGUAGAACGUGAUUCGCGAGAAGGAACUUGAGCUGCGCGAAAUACGAUCGACAAUGGAACACAACGAAGAGAUUAUAAUCAAAGUAUAUUCGCUUUCAUUCCGCUUUGACACGCAACCCACCGUUUUUCAAGGUCUACCAGGAAAAGGAGAAGACGUGGAAGAAAGAGUUGGAAGCUCUGAGAAGUCGUCUGAGUGCAGCGGAGACUGGAGAAUCAGUUCUAAGAGAGCAGCUUGCAAAUUGUCAACGCCAGAAUAUGAGCAUGUCUGAGAGCUUGAAGACGUUACAGGAUGACAAGCUUGCGCUUCUGAAAAAAGUGAGAACCAAACAAUUUUUCCGAAAUGUUUUGGAAACCAGAAGUUAACGUUUCCCUUUGAGCGAUUUUUUUCUAUCGUUUCCCUUUGAGCGAUCCAUUCGUAGCUUUUGUCACCACGCCAGGGUAUGAACAUAUCUGAAAUCUCGAAAAAGUUGAUAGAAUCCGUGAGAUCAAAAAAUGAUUCAUUUUACUCAAAUAGAGGGAGUUUGACACUUAAAAAAAAGGACAAAACUAACCGGAAAAACCGGUCCUCAAAAAAAAUCAAAGUGUAAGUAAACUUCAAAAAGAAGUUGAGUGUGGGAAUGAAAAGGAGAACCUUUUUUUUCUGAAAUCUAAAAAAUGAUUUAAAAAAUCAGAGAAGGAAAGACAGUUUGUUGCUCAUCUUUUUAUACCUUCUUAUCUUGAUUUUUGUGCUGUUUGCUAGUUACUCAAAAAAGCCACAUUGAAUAUGCUUUUAAAUCAAAAACAAACUUGUCGGAAUUGCUUCUCCAGACAGAGGAAAAAGAAUGAUGAAUGAUACUUUUUUGUGACCUUUUAUAAAGAUGACUUUUUUGUGAGCUCUGAACGUUUUCAAUCCAUUCGAAACGAUUUCAGUGUAUGAAGCUCGAGCGAGACAUCGAAAUGUUGAAAAGGAACGGCUGCGCGGGCUGCAGCUCCAAAAACAGUGCGUCUUUGUCGGUAGGCCGAAACCACACCCAAACUGGAGAUUACCCAGUCAGAAUGCAGGACAAGGACAAGGAUUUACGACGUGAAGUGAGCGAGUUGCGGCAAGAGGUCGCCAAGCUGAAACGGGCCGUCGAUGGCGCAAUUAUCAAGGACUAG